This is a messenger RNA of Tremella mesenterica DSM 1558, 2409 nucleotides long. RefSeq lists its product as uncharacterized. Gene Ontology annotation, biological process: mRNA splicing, via spliceosome; spliceosomal complex disassembly. Lineage: Eukaryota; Fungi; Basidiomycota; Tremellomycetes; Tremellales; Tremellaceae. Gene Ontology annotation, cellular component: U2-type post-mRNA release spliceosomal complex; nucleus. The transcript is spliced from 8 exons. The record is from RefSeq and is a predicted model, not a curated record. Bases 1 to 2409 code for a protein of 802 amino acids. Gene Ontology annotation, molecular function: DNA binding.
AUGUUCAUCAAAAGGGCGAAAUCUCGACCUUCUUUACGAGCUCGUGAACAAGAUGAUCAGUCAGAUAUGGUCGUAUCGAAAGAUCAUGCGACAACUUCAAACCUCGAAGGGGAAGAAGAAACGUCCGGAGGUGUGAUGGAGCGUAAAAAGGUAAAAGGGAAAGAAAGACGUAAAGAACAUCUUAAAUCAGGUGGACCUCGUUUAUCUUUUGGUAAUGAUGGAGAAGAUGGUUCUUCUGGGUUCAAACCUCGUAAAAGUUUAUUAUCUCAACAAGUCAAACUUGCACCUUUGCUUUCUGCCGAGAAUGAAGUGAAAGAAUCUGUUGUCACAUAUUCCUCGGAUUACCUAGAAAUGCUCAAAGCUUCAACUCCUAGUCGAGGUCCUAAACCCGCCACUGUCGAGAUUGAGAAUGGGGAGGACAAUGCUGAGGAUGAAGAUUCUACGGGAUUAUCAAGAUUGGCUCGGGAGAAAUACUCUAGUAAAAUCGUGGAAGAUUCCACGGUUGGUAUACCUGAUGCGGCGGCGAUAGCCAGUGCAAAGAUGAAAAGACAAGCUGCUGUUGGAAGUCAACAACGGGGGUUGGGGGACAUUGGGGAGGAUUAUAUUUCUUUAGGUGGAACACAAAUGGCAGUUUACGAUGGUGAUAAAGGACCUCAUCCUGAGAGUAGGUUGAUGAGAGAAGAGGAUGAGGGUGAGGAAGGAGAUGAAGGACUUGCAGAUUAUACAGAAGAGAAUGAGAAGAUAUACUUGGGAAAGAAUGCCAAUAAAGUAGCGGCUAGAAGACAUAAAGGCGAGAUGAAUGAACUCAUCGCGGAAAGUAGAGAAGCAGAAGAUGAAGAUGACGAAGAAACUAGAGAAUGGGAAGAAGCACAAGCACGUCGAGCUGGUCGUUGGGAAGAACAAGUCCCAGAGAAGAAAGUACAAAAAGGAUAUCAACCAGCUCCUAUCCCACGUAUACGUCCAAUGCCUACCAUCUCAGCUGCUCAAGCAAGAGUUGCAAAAGCUCUUUCUCAACUCCAAGCGCAGAAAGCACAGGACGAAGCUAAUCUCGAAGUUGUCGUAAAGGAACUUGCUACUUUUGAAAGUCAAGAACGUGAACUACGUUCUGAAGUGGAACGUUUGGAGGGGAAACGUGAAUGGGUUGAAGAGUUUCGAGGGUGGGUGGAGAUGUUAGGAAAUUUCUUAGAAGAUAAAGUACCGAAAUUGGAAGAGAUUGAAAAGGAUGCUUUACAUCAUUACAAAGAACGUUCUCGAAUUAUCUCUCAGAGGAGGGAGUUAGAUGAUCAAGAUGAUCUCGCUUUAUGUUUUGGUAUUCCCCGACCGACAGAAGUCACUCAAGUGGACGAAUUAGGAAGAGAAAGGGAUAUGUUGGCAGAAGCAGGUCCAAGUUCGGUAACACGUCGAGCAAGAAGAGAUGAAAGACAAUUACGUAGAAGUCGUCGUAAAGAACGUUCAUUUCGACAAGUAAAGCCAUCGGUAGAAGAGGAAGAAGGUUUCUCGACGGAUUCAACUUUGGCAGAAGGGGAUAUGGAGGAUUACCGUACAGCGUUGGUGGACCUAGAUAAGAGGGUUAGGGGUUUAUUGGAUGAUGUAAAAGCGGAAGAUUUUAAAGAUCCAAAUUUAGGUUUAGCCGUAAGAUUCGCAGAUUGGAGAAAGAGGUAUGAAGAGGAGUAUGUGAAUGCGUUUGGAGGAUUAGGUUUGGUACAUGCUUGGGAAUUUUGGGCUAGGGGUGAGAUGGUGGGAUGGGAACCUUUUCGUUCUUCCGAACCUAUACAUUCGUUCCACUGGUUCACUUCAAUCUAUAAAUACAACCGACCCUCUUCAAUCACACAAUUAGAAGAUGAAAUGGAAGAUGAAAUUCCAUUAGGACCAGAAGGUGAUCUCAUACCUGAAUUAAUCUCCAAAGUCGUCGUUCCACUCUUGGUGAACAUGUUUGAGAAUGGAGCUUAUGAUCCUCAUUCUAGUAAACAAACUCGGAGAGCUGGAGAUUUGUUGGAUAUGAUAGGAGAGUUGAUAGGGAAGGAGAAUAAGAAGUUUCAAUCUUUACUCAAAGCCCUUCUGGAAACAUAUCAUACCCAUCUACUCUCCCUUUCCCACCUCAUAUCUUCUAGUUCUCAACAUGAUUCCAUCCCUCCACCUACUUUCUCCCCGGAAUCACGUUUAUCAAUGGAACGGUUCCUCCGACGUCGUCUGAAACUCCUUCGGAACAUCUUACAAUGGCGUCAUGUGGUCCCUUUCGAAAUACGUGAAUUGUGUGCUCGACUGGUAGGAGAAGUACUACGUCCUAUCUUAUCGCGCAAUUGGGAUGGAGGAGGGAGAGAAAUGGCUUUAAAGGUGUUACAGAUUUCAGCGGGUAUAUUACCAUCUGAUUUACAAAGUUUUUUGUUGACUGGACCAUUGGUAAAGUAA